This is a messenger RNA of Durio zibethinus, 1110 nucleotides long. Its product is annotated as auxin-induced in root cultures protein 12-like. The record is from RefSeq and is a predicted model, not a curated record. Lineage: Eukaryota; Viridiplantae; Streptophyta; Magnoliopsida; Malvales; Malvaceae.
CAAUCAAUCGGCAUCAACCAUUAGCACAAUUAUCUCCACUUCCUCUCUUUCCUUCAGAAAGCAAAAAGAAAAAAAGGAAAAAUGAAAAUGGGGUUUCUCUUUUGUCCAUCUCUGAUUCUUUUCUUUUCUCUUUGGGUUAGUCUAAUCUCACCCACACAUUCCUUCAACUGUUCAUCGCUGAAACUCCCCGGAGGCAAAAAACAGUACUCCAACUGUACCGAGCUCCCAACCCUAAACUCAACCCUCCAUUUCACCUACAAUGCCACUAACUCCUCUCUUUCCAUCGCCUUCUCAGCAGCUCCGCCCAACGCCAACGGUUGGGUCGCUUGGGCCAUCAACCCGACGGCUACAGGCAUGGCAGGUUCCCAAGCCCUCCUUGCCUUCAAAAACAACGGCUCCAUGGUUGUUAAAACAUACAACAUAAGCUCCUAUAGCUCCAUUGUCGAUGGAAAGCUUUCUUUCGAGGUUUGGGAUCUGGAAGCCGAGGCUGGCGACGACGGGAAGAUGGUUAUAUAUGGUUCCUUGAAAGUUCCGGCCAGUGCCGAGAAGCUGAACCAGGUUUGGCAAGUUGGACCAGGGGUUUCUAAUGGUCACCCGAUGAAGCAUGAGUUUGCUAAAGCAAAUCUGGCUGCUUUGGGAGAGUUGAAGUUGGUGGAGAAUGUGAGUUCGGGUGCCUCAUCCCCUGCACCAGCUCCACAAGUUGCUAACAACGAGUCGGGAGACGGGUCGAAGCUUAUGGAAAUAAAUGCUGGAUUGUGGAUCUCGGGUUUGGUUUCCUUACUGGCUUUGAUGUGAGUUUAAGGAGUCCAGUAAUUAGUAUUUAUUAUCAAAAACCAAAAAAAUAAAUGAUAUUGAAUGAUUUUAGCAGGAACUAUUUAUUGCUUUUGUCUUCAUUUUGUUUUACUAAUAAUUAUUCUUAAGAUGAAUUAGAAUUACCCAGCUAUCAUGAAAAUUUUGUGGCAUUUUUUUUCUAGUUUUUAACUUUUACAAAUUCUUUCCUUUUUUACCAAUUGAAUUGUGUUUGAAGCCUGGCAGAAGUAGACUGCAAAUACUAAAAUUAGAGUUGUUCAGAAUGAAAUAAUUGUCCUUUUCUUGUCCUUUUGUUGAGUA